Fusarium keratoplasticum is the source of this 762-nucleotide messenger RNA. RefSeq lists its product as uncharacterized. Bases 1 to 762 code for a protein of 253 amino acids. The record is from RefSeq and is a predicted model, not a curated record. The transcript has 2 exons. NCBI's taxonomy places the organism in Eukaryota, Fungi, Ascomycota, Sordariomycetes, Hypocreales, Nectriaceae.
AUGGACGACGAGGAAAAGCGAAUGAGCGAAGUCGAGCAGCUGCCGAACGCGAGACACUGGCGAUUCGAAACCGAAGCCGAUAUCGAGCAUUGGUGGCACACAGAGGUAUCAGAUGUGGUACUCGCCGCCUGGCAGAGAUACCCAGCCAUUGUUCAGACAGACCACACAGCUCCUCUGGGGGACAAGAACAUUCCCGAGAACGUCGACUCCACGUACGCCAUGUACCUGGGUGGUUCAAGAAUACCCGUGAUUAUUGGCGAAAUGAAGCGGAAUCUUAUUCGGGUCGACGCAUGGUGCCAGGGCAGGAUGAAUGAAGCACAACAGAGGCUGGCGCAGGAGCUCCGUGGCUACGCAGACAAAUAUCAAUGCCCUCAGGUCUUUUGUUGGGAUGACCGGACGCUGCUUAUCCUCCAGUUUCGAGCACAAACAGCCAACGAGAUUCGCGAUGAGAACUGCAAGGUGGAUUGUUGGAUCUUGCCGCUGAACACAAGCAUCUGCACGUUUCGCUAUGCGCUCUAUCGGCUCAUGGUGCAAGGGCUCAGGCGAUGCCAAGUAGGGACUCCAGGUCCACUCACCGUCGGAGGAUUGACCGCGACUCACCGCGAGUUCUUCUCUGGGCAGCCUAUCUGGUCGCUCAAUGGCAAUCCCAGUUACACUCACCCCGGCGGUUGCUCCCGUGUCGUUGAUAAGGAAACGGGGGCUCUGGGAUGGGUGCAUCCCGAGCAGGAUCCUCAGGGCGCAUGGGAAACAGGUGCAAUCUGA